This is a messenger RNA of Trichophyton rubrum CBS 118892, 570 nucleotides long. RefSeq lists its product as uncharacterized. Lineage: Eukaryota; Fungi; Ascomycota; Eurotiomycetes; Onygenales; Arthrodermataceae. The record is from RefSeq and is a predicted model, not a curated record. The coding region runs from base 1 to 570 and encodes 189 amino acids. The transcript has a single exon.
AUGUACGGAUGUGUAUCGUGGAAAAUACGCAGGGUCAACCGCGCGAUUAGCCCUGAAGAAAUGGCGCAUCCUCCCACUUCAUUUUCUUUUUCUUGCUUUCCUUGCUUUCUUUUUCCUGUCUCUCGUAUAGAGGUGGCCUCGUACGAUGAUGUACUUGUGAAAAUAUUCCGUGAAGAAAUUCCUCCUGUCCGCCGAUGGCUGUUUGGGUACCAGGUGCAUCGUACGAGUUGCUGGCAAGGAAUGUGCAGACAACCCUCGUCCUUGGUUCCAGUCUUUGCGAAUAUUUCUCCUUCCCCAGGAUCGGUGUUCCAUACCGCCCGCCGGCGAGUUUCCGGGUCAUCGUCAGCCUGUUGCUGGUGUGCGUGUGUCUGUCCAAGGAGGGAUGGAGUGCUGUCAGUUAACGACGAAGCUGCCUCGGGGAGAAGAAAAAGAGCCUCAGUCCUCGCUUGGGCAGAUAUGGUACUGAUUACUAAUAUGCAUCAUACAGGUACAGUACAGGCACGGCGGUGGUACGAUACGGCCGUAAUACCGUUACGAGGCGUCUCACUCUAUUAUCCGCAUUCAUCCUAG